Cheilinus undulatus (humphead wrasse) is the source of this 4069-nucleotide messenger RNA. It is a transcript of the gene cacna2d3a, whose product is annotated as calcium channel, voltage-dependent, alpha 2/delta subunit 3a. Bases 53 to 3322 code for a protein of 1089 amino acids. Gene Ontology annotation, molecular function: voltage-gated calcium channel activity. Gene Ontology annotation, cellular component: voltage-gated calcium channel complex. The transcript has 37 exons. Lineage: Eukaryota; Metazoa; Chordata; Actinopteri; Labriformes; Labridae. The record is from RefSeq and is a predicted model, not a curated record.
UGGCAGCAUAAACCUAAAACUGUGCGCGUGAGGAGGGUAUUUCCUGCCCAAGAUGCAGGUGGAUCGGAGCUGUGUGGUUCUCAGCGCGUGUUUCCUGUUACUUUUCUCAACUCUCAGCACCAGGGUCACCGGGAUGGGGAGCACCCACCAGAGCAUCCCUCCAUCUGUGGUGAAGCUCUGGGCUUCAGCAUUUGGUGGAGAGAUGAAGUCCAUCUCUGCAAAGUAUUCUGGCUCUCAGCUGCUGCAGAAGAAAUACAAAGAGUUUGAGCGAGCAGUGCGGGUGGAGGAGAUCGACGGGCUGCGGCUGGUAAAAAGACUGGCAGAGGACAUGGAGGAGAUGUUUCAUAAGAAAGCACAGGCCAUGAAGAGGCUGGUGGAGGCAGCAGAGGUGGCCCACCUACAGCAUGAGGAGGAUCCAGACCUGCAGUAUGAAUACUUCAAUGCAGUGCUGAUCAACGAGGUGGAUGAGGAGGGGAACAGCGUGGAGCUGGGAGGAGAAUUCCUCUUGCAACCAAACGAUCACUUUAACAACCUGUCAGUCAACCUCAGCCUAAGCGUGGUGCAGGUGCCGACCAACAUGUACAACAAAGACUCUGCUAUUGUCAAUGGCGUCUACUGGUCUGAGGCUCUGAAUAAAGUGUUUGUGGAUAACUUUGAGAGGGACCCAUCACUCAUAUGGCAGUACUUCGGCAGUGCCAAAGGCUUUUUCAGGCAGUACCCAGGGAUCAAGUGGAAGCCAGAUGAAAAUGGGGUCAUAGCAUUUGACUGCCGUAACAGGAAGUGGUACAUCCAGGCCGCCACCUCUCCAAAGGACGUUGUCAUCCUGGUGGAUGUGAGUGGCAGCAUGAAAGGCCUCAGGCUAACCAUCGCCAGGCAGACGGUCUCCUCCAUACUGGACACUCUCGGAGAUGACGACUUUUUUAACAUCAUUGCAUACAAUGAGGAGCUGCAUUAUGUGGAGCCGUGCCUCAAUGGAACUCUGGUUCAAGCAGACGUCACAAACAAAGACCAUUUCCGUGAGCACCUGGACAAGCUGUUUGCCCAGGGCAUUGGGAUGUUAGACCUAGCUCUGACUGAGGCCUUCAAUCUUCUUAGUGAUUUCAACGAGACUGGGAGAGGCAGCGAGUGCAGCCAGGCGAUCAUGUUGGUGACAGAUGGGGCAGUGGACACAUACGAUGCCAUCUUUGCCAAGUAUAACUGGCCAGAGAGGAAGGUCCGCAUCUUCCCCUACCUGAUUGGUCGAGAGUCAGCCUUCGCAGAUAAUCUGAAAUGGAUGGCGUGUGCUAACAAAGGCUACUUCACUCAGAUUUCCACUUUGGCAGACGUGCAGGAGAAUGUGAUGGAGUAUCUCCAUGUGCUGAGUCGCCCUAAGGUGAUAGACCAGGAGCAUGACACGGUGUGGACUGAAGCCUACAUUGAUAGCACGCUCCCACAAGCACAAAAGUUGGAAGAUGGUAAAGGUCCUGUUCUGAUGACCACAGUGGCCAUGCCGGUGUUCAGUACAAAGAACGAGACUAGGAAUCGGGGCAUCCUUUUGGGGGUUGUUGGAACGGACGUGCCUGUCUCUGAGCUGCUCAAGGCCAUUCCCAAGUAUAAGCUGGGUAUUCACGGCUACGCCUUCGCAAUUACAAACAACGGCUAUAUCCUCACCCAUCCAGAUCUACGGCCACUUUAUGGAGAUGGAAAGAAGCGAAGAAAGCCAAACUACAGCAGCGUGGAUCUGUCCGAGGUGGAAUGGGAGGACAAAGAGGACACGCUGAGGAAUGCCAUGGUCAACAGGAAGACAGGGACCUUCUCCAUGGAGGUGAAAAAGAGCGUCGAUAAAGGGAAACGGGUGCUGGUGUUGCAUAAUGAUUACUACUACACAGACAUCCAGGGAACUCCUUUCAGUCUAGGGGUAGCUCUUUCCAGAGGCCAUGGGAAAUUUUUCUUCAGAGGGAAUGUCACAGUGGAGGAAGGACUUCAUGACUUGGAGCAUCCUGAUGUAGCGCUGGCAGACGAAUGGACUUACUGCAACACAGAUGAGCACCCAGAGCACCGCUACCUGUCACAGAUCGAGGCUAUCAAACUUUACCUCAAUGGACACGAACCACACCUACAAUGUGACAAGGAGCUGGUUCAGGAGGUUCUCUUUGACGCAGUGGUGACGGCCCCUCUGGAGGCCUACUGGACGAGUCUGGUGCUCAAUAAGUCUGAGAACUCUGAUAAAGGGGUGGAGAUAGCCUACCUGGGCACAAGAACGGGCCUGUCCAGAAUCAACCUGUUUGUGGUUCCUGAUGAGCUUACAAACCAAGACUUCCUGACAGCUGAAGACAAAGAGGGAGUGUUCAACGCUGAUCAUUUUCCCCUGUGGUACAAGAGAGCAGCAGAACAAGUACCAGGAACAUUUGUCUACUCUCUCCCUUUCAACACAGGAUCAGAAAACAAGAGUGUCGUUUUGGCCAGCACUGCCAUUCAGCUUCUGGAUGAGAGGAAAUCACCCAUAGCUGCGGCUGUUGGCAUCCAGAUGAAACUGGAAUUCUUUCAGAAGAAAUUCUGGACAGCAAGCAGACAGUGUGCGGCAUUAGAUGGCAAAUGCUCCAUCAGCUGUGAUGAUGAGGACAUCAACUGCUACCUUAUCGACAACAAUGGUUUCAUUCUGGUGACAGAGGACUAUACACUGACAGGGAAGUUUUUUGGAGAAGCAGAGGGAGCUGUAAUGAGUAAGCUCCUGCAGAUGGGCUCCUUUAAGAGGGUCACUCUGUAUGACUACCAGGCUCUGUGCUGGGUUUUUUCAGAGAGUAGUGCUGGUGGACACACGUUGUUGGAUCCAUACUUUGCCUUCUUCUCAGCCGUUAAGUGGAUCCUGACUGAGCUUGUCAUAUUCCUGGUGGAGUUUAACCUGUACAGCUGGUGGUACUCUGACCUCACAGCUAAAGCUCAGAGGAUGGGUCGGACCAUGCAGGUACCAUGUGACACAGAGUACCCAGCCUUCAUUUCUGAGAGAACCAUCAAAGAGAACACAGGCAACCUCGACUGUGACGGAUGCAUCAAGUCCUUUGUGAUCCAGCAGAUCCCCAGCAGUAAUCUCUUCAUGGUGGUGGUGGACAACAAGUGCGACUGCAGCAUGUUCGAGCCAAUCACCAUGGACCCCAUCGAGAUCAUGUAUAAUGAAUCUCUCAAGUGUGAGAGGCUGAAGAUGCAAAAGGACAGGAGGCGCCCGGAUACCUGUCACCCUUUUCACCCAGAGGAGAACUCCAUGGAGUGUGGAGGAGCUGCAGGUCUCUCCUUGUCUCUCACUGCGAUACUGCUGUGCGUCCUCCUGUCUCUUUUCCCGAGGUGACCAGAGCCAGCCGCACCUCACCAUCCAAAACUUGACUUGGAUCGGCUUGGCAAAAGAACAGCAGCAAUGCCACAGGAGAAAAAAAAAACACUCAUGACCCUUUUUACAUUGCGCCCAAUUCCAAAUCACCACCUACAAAGCCCCUCGCCCUGAGGAACCCCUCUACCAGGCACUUAUUUGAAAGGAUUGAAACAGAUAGCUGUUUAGAUAGACAUCAUUAAGGUGCUUUAGCAAUAUCACACAAGCGGCACAAAGAGGAUUUCGGGGCAAGUUUAACAAAGUAAUACUGCUUACGAUGCACAUAGUAGCUUUUAAACUGCACAGGUGACACCCACACCACUACGUUCAGUCCUUUCAGGUAGCAGCUAAGGGCCGGGGUCCGUAGCUGGGCUUGGAACUGGGCAUUAGAGCCACGUAACACCAUGUGGAGAGAGACAGGUGCACCUCCCCCCUGACCCGCUCUGAUGAAUUUCAAUGGACAAUAAUGAUUAAAAAGAUCAUACUGAAGAUGAAUACAUGUGGCCAGGGUUGUAAAGAAAUGUUUGUCUGAUGAUUUUUUUCAUUAUGAGAAAAAAAAGUCUAAAUAUGAAGAAUAAAGAGUUUUAUUUAUAAUUUGCAAGUGAUACCCAUAAACUGUGAGAUUUUGAGUCCUCUGAUGUGAGUGGUUGUUAAUUUUUGAGCUUUGCCUUAUUGAAGAAUAUUGGUCCUGUUUGUGUACUUUUAAAAUAAAAUGAUUUUGAAAAUGGA